Pongo pygmaeus (Bornean orangutan) is the source of this 6048-nucleotide messenger RNA. RefSeq names its product mitogen-activated protein kinase kinase kinase 4 (gene MAP3K4). Lineage: Eukaryota; Metazoa; Chordata; Mammalia; Primates; Hominidae. Gene Ontology annotation, biological process: MAPK cascade; protein phosphorylation. The record is from RefSeq and is a predicted model, not a curated record. The transcript has 28 exons. The coding region runs from base 634 to 5538 and encodes 1634 amino acids. Gene Ontology annotation, molecular function: ATP binding; protein kinase activity.
GUCAAUUCUUAAAAAUUCGAGCCUGUAGAAGGCUGCGCUGUCAAGAGACCGGAGUUGCGAGUGUCUGGGUGACGUCCGUCCUCCUGGAAGGUGGGAUCCGGGUGGCAGGUCGCUGGGCGGCGACUCCGGCCGGGCUCACAGCGCCGUGCCCGCCCUGCUCAUCGGCCCUACCCAGCGUCCCUCCCAGACCGACGACCGCCUGGGAAGCCUGGAGCUCCCAGCCCGCUGCACAGCCCGGCUCCGCUCCACAGUCCCCCACUGCCACCGGCCAGGGCAAAACCGGGCGAGCUGGCGAGACCCGGCUGCAGGACCGAAUCGCGCCGACACUUGACGGCGCUCCCCGCCCCUCCCUGCCGCCGUCUCCGCCCCCGUCCGGUCGGAUUCCGGCGCCCGCCGCCGCCGCCGCCGCGGCCGCCGCCACCGCCGCCGAUCUCGGAGGCUUGUCCCUCGCCGCCCACCGUAGCCCCGGCGCUCGGCCGGUCGCCGUUUCCAAGAUGGCCGCGGCGCGCACGGCUCCUGCGGCGGGGUAGAGGCGGAGGCGGAGCCGAGUCACUCCCGCACUUCGGCACUCCGGUGCCCCGCGCCAGGCUGCAGCUUACUGCCCGCCGCGGCCAUGCGGGGCUCCGUGCACGGAUGAGAGAAGCCGCUGCCGCGCUGGUCCCUCCUCCCGCCUUUGCCGUCACGCCUGCCGCCGCCAUGGAGGAGCCGCCGCCACCGCCGCCGCCGCCACCACCGCCGCCGCCGGAACCCGAGACCGAGUCAGAACCCGAGUGCUGCUUGGCGGCGAGGCAAGAGGGCACAUUGGGAGAUUCAGCUUGCAAGAGUUCUGAAUCUGAUCCAGAAGACUUCUCCGAUGAAACAAAUACAGAGAAUCUUUAUGGUACCUCUCCCCCCAGCACACCUCGACAGAUGAAACGCAUGUCAACCAAACACCAGAGGAAUAAUGUGGGGAGGCCAGCCAGUCGGUCUAAUUUGAAAGAGAUGGAGUCUUGCUAUGUUGCCCAGACUGGCCUGGAACCUCUGGACUCAAGUGAUCCUCCUGCCUCAGCUUCCAGAAUAGCUGACCCUCCUGAAAAAAUGAAUGCACCAAAUCAGCCUCCACAUAAAGACACUGGAAAAACAGUGGAGAAUGUGGAAGAAUACAGCUAUAAGCAGGAGAAAAAGAUCCGAGCAGCUCUUAGAACAACAGAGCGUGAUCAUAAAAAAAAUGUACAGUGCUCAUUCAUGUUAGACUCAGUGGGUGGAUCUUUGCCAAAAAAAUCAAUUCCAGAUGUGGAUCUCAAUAAGCCUUACCUCAGCCUUGGCUGUAGCAAUGCUAAGCUUCCAGUAUCUGUGCCCAUGCCUAUAGCCAGACCUGCACGCCAGACUUCUAGGACUGACUGUCCAGCAGAUCGUUUAAAGUUUUUUGAAACAUUACGACUUUUGCUAAAGCUUACCUCAGUCUCAAAGAAGAAAGACAGGGAGCAAAGAGGACAAGAAAAUACGUCUGGUUUCUGGCUUAACCGAUCUAAUGAACUGAUCUGGUUAGAGCUACAAGCCUGGCAUGCAGGACGGACAAUUAAUGACCAGGACUUCUUUUUAUAUACAGCCCGUCAAGCCAUCCCAGAUAUUAUUAAUGAAAUCCUUACUUUCAAAGUCGACUAUGGGAGCUUCGCCUUUGUUAGAGAUGGAGCUGGUUUUAAUGGUACUUCAGUAGAAGGGCAGUGCAAAGCCACUCCUGGAACAAAGUUUGUAGGUUACUCAACGCAUCACGAGCAUCUCCAACGCCAGAGGGUCUCAUUUGAGCAGGUAAAACGGAUAAUGGAGCUGCUAGAGUACAUAGAAGCACUUUAUCCAUCAUUGCAGGCUCUUCAGAAGGACUAUGAAAAAUAUGCUGCAAAAGACUUCCAGGACAGGGUGCAGGCACUCUGUUUGUGGUUAAACAUCACAAAAGACUUAAAUCAGAAAUUAAGGAUUAUGGGCACUGUUUUGGGCAUCAAGAAUUUAUCAGACAUUGGCUGGCCAGUGUUUGAAAUCCCUUCCCCUCGACCAUCCAAAGGUAAUGAGCCGGAGUAUGAGGGUGACGACACAGAAGGAGAAUUAAAGGAGUUGGAAAGUAGUACGGAUGAGAGUGAAGAAGAACAAAUCUCUGAUCCUAGGGUACCGGAAAUCAGACAGCCCAUAGAUAACAGCUUCGACAUCCAGUCGCAGGACUGCAUAUCCAAGAAGCUUGAGAGGCUCGAAUCUGAGGAUGAUUCUAUUGGCUGGGGAGCACCAGACUGGAGCACAGAAGCAGGCUUUAGCAGACAUUGUCUGACUUCUAUUUAUAGACCAUUUGUAGACAAAGCACUGAAGCAGAUGGGGUUAAGAAAGUUAAUUUUAAGACUUCACAAGCUAAUGGAUGGUUCCUUGCAAAGGGCACGUGUAGCAUUGGUAAAGAACGAUCGUCCAGUGGAGUUUUCUGAAUUUCCAGAUCCCAUGUGGGGUUCAGAUUAUGUGCAGCUGUCAAGGUCACCGCCUUCAUCUGAGCAGAAACACAGUGCUGUGUCGUGGGAGGAGCUGAAGGCCAUGGAUUUACCUUCAUUCGAACCUGCCUUCCUGGUUCUCUGCCGAGUCCUUCUGAAUGUCAUACAUGAGUGUCUGAAGUUAAGAUUGGAGCAGAGACCUGCUGGAGAACCAUCUCUCUUGAGUAUUAAGCAGCUGGUGAGAGAGUGUAAGGAGGUGCUGAAGGGCGGCCUGCUGAUGAAGCAGUACUACCAGUUCAUGCUGCAGGAGGUUCUGGAGGACUUGGAGAAGCCCGACUGCAACAUUGACGCUUUUGAAGAGGAUCUGCAUAAAAUGCUUAUGGUGUAUUUUGAUUACAUGAGAAGCUGGAUCCAAAUGCUACAGCAAUUACCUCAAGCAUCGCAUAGUUUAAAAAAUCUGUUAGAAGAAGAAUGGAAUUUCACCAAAGAAAUAACUCAUUACAUACGGGGAGGAGAAGCACAGGCCGGGAAGCUUUUCUGUGACAUUGCAGGAAUGCUGCUGAAAUCUACAGGAAGUUUUUUAGAAUUUGGCUUACAGGAGAGCUGUGCUGAAUUUUGGACUAGUGCGGAUGACAGCAGUGCUUCCGACGAAAUCAGGAGGUCUGUUAUAGAGAUCAGCCGAGCCCUGAAGGAGCUCUUCCAUGAAGCCAGAGAAAGGGCUUCCAAAGCACUUGGAUUUGCUAAAAUGUUGAGAAAGGACCUGGAAAUAGCAGCAGAAUUCAGGCUUUCAGCCCCAGUUAGAGACCUCCUGGAUGUUCUGAAAUCAAAACAGUAUGUCAAGGUACAAAUUCCUGGGUUAGAAAACUUGCAAGUGUUUGUUCCAGACACUCUUGCUGAGGAGAAGAGUAUUAUUUUGCAGUUACUCAAUGCAGCUGCAGGAAAGGACUGUUCAAAAGAUUCAGAUGACGUGCUCAUCGAUGCCUAUCUGCUUCUGACCAAGCACGGUGAUCGAGCCCGUGAUUCAGAGGACAGCUGGGGCACCUGGGAGGCACAGCCUGUCAAAGUCGUGCCUCAGGUGGAGACUGUUGACACCCUGAGAAGCAUGCAGGUGGAUAAUCUUUUACUAGUUGUCAUGCAGUCUGCCCAUCUCACAAUUCAGAGAAAAGCUUUCCAGCAGUCCAUUGAGGGACUUAUGACUCUGUGCCAGGAGCAGACAUCCAGUCAGCCGGUCAUCGCCAAAGCUUUGCAGCAGCUGAAGAAUGAUGCAUUGGAGCUAUGCAACAGAAUAAGCAAUGCCAUUGACCGCGUGGACCACAUGUUCACAUCAGAAUUUGAUGCUGAGGUUGAUGAAUCUGAAUCUGUUACCUUGCAACAGUACUACCGAGAAGCAAUGAUUCAAGGGUACAAUUUUGGAUUUGAGUAUCAUAAAGAAGUUGUUCGUUUGAUGUCUGGGGAGUUUAGACAGAAGAUAGGAGACAAAUAUAUAAGCUUUGCCCGGAAGUGGAUGAAUUAUGUCCUGACUAAAUGUGAGAGUGGUAGAGGUACAAGACCCAGGUGGGCGACUCAAGGAUUUGAUUUUCUACAAGCAAUUGAACCUGCCUUUAUUUCAGCUUUACCAGAAGAUGACUUCUUGAGUUUACAAGCCUUGAUGAAUGAAUGCAUUGGCCAUGUCAUAGGAAAACCACACAGUCCUGUUACAGGUUUGUACCUUGCCAUUCAUCGGAACAGCCCCCGUCCUAUGAAGGUACCUCGAUGCCAUAGUGACCCUCCUAACCCACACCUCAUUAUCCCCACUCCAGAGGGAUUCAGCACUCGGAGCGUGCCUUCCGACGCGCGGAGCCAUGGCAGCCCUGCUGCUGCUGCUGUUGCUGCCAGUCGGCCCAGCCCCUCUGGUGGCGACACUGUGCUGCCCAAAUCCAUCAGCAGUGCCCAUGAUACCAGGGGUUCCAGCGUCCCUGAAAAUGAUCGGUUGGCUUCCAUAGCUGCUGAAUUGCAGUUUAGGUCCCUGAGUCGUCACUCAAGCCCCACGGAGGAGCGAGACGAACCAGCAUAUCCAAGAGGAGAUUCAAGUGGGUCCACAAGAAGAAGUUGGGAACUUCGGACACUAAUCAGCCAGAGUAAAGAUAGUGCUUCUAAACUAGGACCCAUAGAAGCUAUCCAGAAGUCAGUCCGAUUGUUUGAAGAAAAGAGGUACCGAGAAAUGAGGAGAAAGAAUAUCAUUGGUCAAGUUUGUGAUACGCCUAAGUCGUAUGAUAAUGUUAUGCAUGUUGGCUUGAGGAAGGUGACCUUCAAGUGGCAAAGAGGAAACAAAAUUGGAGAAGGCCAGUAUGGGAAGGUGUACACCUGCAUCAGCGUCGACACCGGGGAGCUGAUGGCCAUGAAGGAGAUUCGAUUUCAACCUAAUGACCAUAAGACUAUCAAGGAAACUGCAGAUGAAUUGAAGAUAUUCGAAGGCAUCAAACACCCCAAUCUGGUUCGGUAUUUUGGUGUGGAGCUCCAUAGAGAAGAAAUGUACAUCUUCAUGGAGUACUGCGAUGAGGGGACUUUAGAAGAGGUGUCAAGGCUGGGACUUCAGGAACAUGUGAUUAGGCUGUAUUCAAAGCAGAUCACCAUUGCAAUCAAUGUCCUCCAUGAGCAUGGCAUAGUCCACCGUGACAUUAAAGGUGCCAAUAUCUUCCUUACCUCAUCUGGAUUAAUCAAACUGGGAGAUUUUGGAUGUUCAGUAAAGCUCAAAAACAAUGCCCAGACCAUGCCUGGUGAAGUGAACAGCACCCUGGGGACUGCAGCAUACAUGGCACCUGAAGUCAUCACUCGUGCCAAAGGAGAGGGCCAUGGGCGUGCGGCCGACAUCUGGAGUCUGGGGUGUGUUGUCAUAGAGAUGGUCACUGGCAAGAGGCCUUGGCAUGAGUACGAGCACAACUUUCAAAUUAUGUAUAAAGUGGGGAUGGGACAUAAGCCACCAAUCCCUGAAAGAUUAAGCCCUGAAGGAAAGGACUUCCUUUCUCACUGCCUUGAGAGUGACCCAAAGAUGAGAUGGACCGCCAGCCAGCUCCUCGACCAUUCGUUUGUCAAGGUUUGCACAGAUGAAGAAUGAAGCCUAGUAGAAUACGGACUUGGAAAAUUCUCUUAAUCACUACUGUAUGUAAUAUUUACAUAAAGACUGUGCUGAGAAGCAGUAUAAGCCUUUUUAACCUUCCAAGACUGAAGACUGCACAGGUGACAAGCGUCACUUCUCCUGCUGCUCCUGUUUGUCUGAUGUGGCAAAAGGCCCUCUGGAGGGCUGGUGGCCACAAGGUUAAAGAAGCUGCAUGUUAAGUGCCAUUACUACUGUACACGGACCAUCGCCUCUGUCUCCUCCGUGUCUCGCGCGACUGAGAACCGUGACAUCAGCGUAGUGUUUUGACCUUUCUAGGUUCAAAAGAAGUUGUAGUGUUAUCAGGCGUCCCAUACCUUGUUUUUAAUCUCCUGUUUGUUGAGUGCACUGACUGUGAAACCUUUACCUUUUCUGUUGUUGUUGGCAAGCUGCAGGUUUGUAAUGCAAAAGGCUGAUUACUGAAAUUUAAGAAAAACGUUCUUUUUUCAAUAAAUGGUUUAUUUUAGGAAA